Messenger RNA from Phascolarctos cinereus (koala), 4895 nucleotides. It is a transcript of the gene B3GLCT, whose product is annotated as beta 3-glucosyltransferase. The record is from RefSeq and is a predicted model, not a curated record. Gene Ontology annotation, cellular component: membrane. Lineage: Eukaryota; Metazoa; Chordata; Mammalia; Diprotodontia; Phascolarctidae. Gene Ontology annotation, molecular function: glycosyltransferase activity.
ACAUCCGGGGUAAGAAGUGGAGCUGUUCGGUUAGCACUGGAGAGAGGGGGGCCGGGCAAAGAGUGAAGGAAGAGAGAGAACGCUGCGCGCACGUGAGGACAAAAGUAGAAGCCUGGGAUUCCUGGAGACUUUGGAAGGGCGGAGGAAAGGAGGGCCGGGGCAAGAAGGGAUUAAGGACCUAGCGGGAGUGAGCCCUCGGGUCCCCAGCCUUCCCGCCCCGUCCUGGGGCGCCCCGCGGCUGCAGCCCCGAGUCUUGAGCCAGGAGUCGGGGGGAUGCAGGGGGGACGCUAUCCCGCUGCCUGCCGCUAGAGGGCGCGUCCAAACUCGGCCGAGAGGAGGCGGUGAGCGGGCGGAGACGGCUCAGCAGCAGCAGCAGUAGCUGUAGCAGCCACGGCCACGGCCACUGCUACUGCCACUGCCACGGCCACCGCCACUCAGCUCGGGCUCCAGUCCCAAGUGCCCCUGCCCGCAGACUCCGACACUGCAGGCUGGAGGAGAGCGCAGCUCCAGGCGCGGGGAUGCGGCUGCUUGCUCGCUGCCUGCUUGGUGUCCCGGUUGUGCUUGCGCUUCUUACCUGCUCCCUGGCUCCUGCUGUGGCUGCUGAAGAUGUAAAGAAAGAUGCCAAGCAUUCACAGAAUUUGGGAAAAAGUAGAACGUCAAGUAAAAAUGACUUAGACUUAAAAGAAGUUGUAUUUGUCAUCCAGAGUCAAAGUAAUUCUUUUCAUGCAGAGAGAGCAAAGCAAUUAGAGCAAAACAUCUUAAAACAGGCUGCUGAUCUUACCCAGAGAAUGAUUCAGAGUUGGACACAUUGUAUUUUAUCAGAAGAAAUACAGGAGCUCCCCAGAGUUCUUCUUCUUCAUCUGCUGGAUAAGCAUGAAGGAGCAUGGACCAUACUUCCUUUAUUACCUCAUUUUUCCACAUCAUUUAGCAGAAACUCAUCAUGGAUUUUCUUCUGUGAAGAAGAAACAAGGAUACACAUUCCAAAACUCUUAGAAACUCUCCGAAGAUAUGACCCAUCUAAGGAGUGGUUUUUAGGAAAAGCAUUACAUGAUGAACAAUCAACAAUCAUUCAUCAUUAUGCCUUUGCUGAAGAUCCUACAAUUUUCAAAUUUCCUGACUUUGCUGCUGGCUGGGCCCUUAGUCUUCCACUCAUAAACAAGCUUACCAAAAGAUUGAAAAGUGAGUCCUUGAAGUCUGACUUUACAAUCGAUUUAAAACAUGAGAUCGCUCUCUACAUUUGGGACAAAGGCAGUGGACCCCAUCUUACUCCGGUGCCUGAGUUUUGCACAGAUGAUAUGAGCUCUCCUAAGGCUACCAAUUGUGCCACAAUGUUUCAUACUUUUCUACCGCUUUGUGGAAAUCCAGUGAAGGAGAUGGCUGUUUUUGUUGCUGUAAAAACAUGCAAGAAGUUUCAUGAUGACAGAAUACCUAUUGUAAAGCAGACAUGGGAAGGUCAGGCAAGACUCAUUGAAUACUACAGUGAUUAUGCAGAGAGUUCAAUUCCAACUAUUGAUCUGGGAGUGCCUAAUACAGAAAGAGGUCACUGUGGAAAGACCUUUGCUAUUUUGGAAAGAUUUUUGAAUCAUAGCAGUGACACAACAACUUGGUUAGUCAUUGUGGAUGAUGAUACAUUAAUAAGUAUCUCCAGGCUCCGGAAUCUGCUUAGCUGUUAUGACUCAACUGAACCAGUGUUUCUAGGAGAACGUUAUGGCUAUGGACUGGGAACUGGAGGAUACAGCUACAUCACUGGAGGAGGAGGUAUGGUCUUUAGCAGAGAAGCAGUCCGGAGGCUUUUGGCAAGUAAGUGCAGAUGUUACAGCAAUGAUGCCCCAGAUGACAUGGUGCUUGGCAUGUGUUUCAGUGGUCUGGGAAUUCCGGUGACCCACAGCCCUCUCUUUCAUCAGGCUCGACCAGUGGAUUAUCCAGAGGACUACCUUUCUCACCAGGUUCCCAUAUCAUUUCACAAACACUGGAACAUUGAUCCAAUAAAGGUGUAUUUCACCUGGUUGGCACCCAAUGGGAAAGAUGCCUCCAGUGGCAGGAAGCAGGCACAUUUUAAAGAAGAGUUAUAAGCAUCUCAUGCUGUCAAAGAAGAUGCUCAUGGUGGUGGAGAUGGAGUCUCUAGGCAUUCUUAUGCAAUGUUGUACUUAUAUUGCUUGAAUGUGCCAUGUUGCAUAGGAGACUUUAAGUCUUAGGAGUGAAACUGUAUAUUGUUCUAUUGCUUCAUUUGGGGGGCUGAAGCAGGGGAGAGGGGAGGGAUCAGAGGAAGGGGAAGGAUCUAACUUUGACUUUGCUUUUUCCUUUGUGAAGAUGUGAGAAUGGGUCUUAGAAUACCACCCCUUUGAUUUUGAAUCAUGGGAUUAUUAUAUUACAUCGUAUUUAACAGAUAUUUUAAAGCCAUGAUGAGGUAUCUUCAACAGUUCAUCCUGGGGAAAAUAAGAGUAUCACCCUCAGACUCCAUGUUGUUCCCUUAUACUGCAACACAUCUUGCAACAAGGGGUGACUUCUUGUUUAAAACAAUGUGCAAAGAAGAAUGAAGUGUUUUGGCACAAAUGUUAAUGGGAACCUAUUCCAAUUUUAACUUCUGGUUUUCAAAUAUACUACUAAUGAUGAGAAAUACUCCCUGGAAAAGGAGUAGGAAUGACAUUGUUGAUUAUGAAUGCUCAUAAAAUACUGGCUUAUGGAAACCUCUCUGGAAGUGAAUCUGUGACCUCACUGAUUUGAGAAUUCCCUCCCAGGAUGCAGAUUGCUGCUGCUGCCCAUCCCCUGGGACUCUUGCCCAUGUCCUCCCAAAAGUUUGCCACAGAGGCUCAAUUCAGUGUCCUGUAGUACUUCCUUGCUUUCUCCAGAUAUCAUGACAGUACCUGUGGAAAACCCUGGCUGGCUGCCCAUUCCUUGUUUUUGCUGGACAUUUUUUAUUUUUUACUUUUUAUUUGUUAAUUUUUUCAUUCUGUAUGUGUGUGAAAAGGAUUUUCUAAUAACCUCUUUAGACUAUAGGAAUUAGUCUACAGCCUACUGCUCCCUGAAGCUCUGUCUUUGUAGUCUGCAUACAAUCUCAGAAUGGACUCAUUGUUACCACAUGAUGGUGGCCAUCUACACCUGAAAAUAAGAAUAAAGUAUUUUACCUGAGUUGAUGAGGCGCAAUUUGGAUCCUAGGAAGUGAACUAAAUUUGGAUAUUCUGAGCCUGCUAUUUCAUAGUAGUUUUGUUUUGUUUUUGGUUUCACUGAAUGUUGCUUCAUAACUCUGUCUUGACUCAUUGUAGAACACCAUACCUUAACACAGGUGGACAGUGAGAGCAUUGAGUAGUUUUCCUGGACUCUUAAGGAAUGUAUUUGGAACAUGAUGUUUUGAAGCUACUUUCAUUUUUAAACCUCAUCCAAAUGAUACCUUAGUAAUGUAACACAUCCAUGUAAAGAGUAUUAUGUAUUUUAAAUCAUUUUAGUUUUUUAAUUCAGUUUUGUAAAGAUAUUUGUAUAAAAUCUGAUUUUAGUAUUCUAAUUUUUGUAAAGUAAAAUAUUUUUCUUUUCUUUUUGUAAAAAAAAAAUAAAAAAGACAAAUGGACAUGCUGUUCUCUAACUUCAUUGGCUAUACUUUUGUAACCAAAUAUAAGGUUUAAAAUCCAUAUUGUUAAAAUAAUGUUUUUUAAAGUUUUCCAUAUUUUUCCUGUAGUUUAGCAUUUUACUUAUUUCCAAAUUAAUCCAAAUUCCAAAUUGGAGGACACUGAAAUUGAUUAAUGACUGAGAGCUCUGUGCCCAUUUUGACUUGUAAUUUUGAAGCAGGGGUGCUUCAUCUCUUUGUGUGUGCCAAGGACCCCUUGGACAGUCUGGUAAAAUCUAGGAACCAUUUCUCAGAAUCAUGUUUUUAAAUGCAUAAGAUAAAAUCUACAAGAUUACAAAGGCAGCCAGUUGUAUUGGGAUAAAAUUAACAAAAUAUUAAAAAAAAUAAGUUUGUGGACUCUAGGUUAAGAACUGCUGCUUUAGAACAUUGAAAUAUGAACACUCGUUUAUGGUCAGUCAAAAUAAUGUGCCAGGAGAUGUCAAUAGAGCAUGAUUCCUGAAGUAAUCAUGCUUUAGAGAAGUGUGAAUUCUGCCAGGCUACUAUUAUCACUGUCAUCAUUGAUAUUAACAAUAGGUGAUCUUUAGUCCAUUUCCCAAGCCUAUAUAGGCUGCAGGUUCCCUAACCCUGGAGGUGGUCCACUAGGACCUGGCUGAGGAGAGCUGUUAUUUCCAAUGAUCAUAGAAAGAAUUAUAGCUCGAAUUUACAUGGCACUUUAAGAUUUCCUUAAAUAUCCCUAAGGAGAUAGGUAAUGUAAAUUAAUAUUAUUUCCAUUUUACAGAAGGGCAAGUUAAGAGUGAGAAAGGUAAAGUGAUUUAGGCAUUUUGGAUCAUAGAUCUACAGUUGGAAGAAACCUUAGAGGUCAUCUAAUCCAACACUGUCAUUUUACAGAGGAGAAAACAGACUCAGAGAGAUUAAACAACUUGUCCAAGGUCACUUAGGAAAUAAGUGGUAGAAUGGGAUUCAAACUGAAGCCUUGUCAGUGUGCUCAUUACAUCACAUGGUCUCUCAGAACCCGGAUAGCUGCCCAGAUCUCUUGCCUCCAAUUCAGCACUCUUGACUAUAUCAUACUUGCCCCUCUAAAGGACAAUGGCUCCCAGACAAUAGUUUACUUGAUAGAAUCUGAAUUGAUUGUGUGUAUAUGUGUAUGUGUACAUAUGUAUAUCCAUAGAGAGAAAGAAAUAGAUCCUACAUGAUACUUUCUUUCCUCUGUGUUCCUAUUAGUGCCUUCUUACUGAUAUGAGAGCACCUUCCUUGGGACAAUGGGAGUUGGAGUAAUUAUGUUUACUGCUUUAAACUGUAUAAGCUAAAGAUGAAUAAAAAAAAAUUUGAUAACGUU